Sinocyclocheilus grahami is the source of this 539-nucleotide messenger RNA. Its product is annotated as guanine nucleotide-binding protein G(I)/G(S)/G(T) subunit beta-2-like. The record is from RefSeq and is a predicted model, not a curated record. Gene Ontology annotation, biological process: signal transduction. Lineage: Eukaryota; Metazoa; Chordata; Actinopteri; Cypriniformes; Cyprinidae. The transcript is spliced from 4 exons. The annotation marks the transcript as partial. Gene Ontology annotation, molecular function: protein binding.
GUUUUAAUCUUUGCAUGCGUGUUCUAUAUUAUAAACUUCAGAUUCAUGCCAUCCCCUUACGGUCAUCAUGGGUGAUGACCUGUGCGUAUGCGCCAUCUGGAAACUUUGUGGCCUGUGGUGGACUGGACAACAUUUGCUCCAUAUACAGCUUAAAGACUAGAGAGGGCAAUGUUAGAGUCAGCCGAGAGCUGCCUGGACACACAGGUUACCUUUCCUGUUGCCGCUUCAUAGAUGACAAUCAAAUUAUCACCAGUUCAGGAGACACAACCUGCGCUCUGUGGGACGUGGAGACCGGUCAGCAGACCACGCUGUUCUCAGGUCACAGUGGAGAUGUGAUGAGUCUGUCAUUGGCUCCAGACUCACGGACCUUCAUCUCUGGGGCCUGUGAUGCCUCAAUUAAGCUCUGGGACAUCAGAGACAGCAUGUGCAGACAGACAUUCUCCGGGCACGAGUCAGACAUCAACGCUGUCUGUUUCUUCCCCAGCGGCAGUGCGUUUGCGACUGGUUCUGAUGACGCCACCUGCAGGCUGUUUGACCUG